AUGACGUUCAUUGUUAUGGCUCAUAAUUUUCAGAUAUCUACGGAAUGUCAAGAGGAUGAAAGAUUGGGUUUGUUAGGUAUAAAGAGCUUUUUCUUAUCAAAUGAUAACACCUUCAAGAACUACAAUAAUCCUUUUGAUUCUUGGGUUGGAGCUAACUGUUGCAAUUGGGAUCGAGUUAAAUGCAGUAAUGAUGAUGAUCUCUCUUCUACUGCCCAUGUGAUUGAGCUUUUUCUCUAUGACUUGUUGAGUUAUGAUCCUAAUAACAAUACAACUUCUUUGUUAAGUGCUUCUCUAUUUCAAGAUUUGAAGCAAUUGAAAACUCUUGAUUUGUCUUAUAAUGCUUUCUCUCAUUUCACUGCAAAUCAAGGACUCAAUAAACUAGAGAGUUUAAAUCUUACUCGGAAUUAUUUUGAUAAUCAAAUCAUUCCAUCUUUGAGUGGACUUCCGUCGAUGAACAAGUUGGUGCUUGAAGCAAAUUUAUUAAAAGGCUCUAUCACUUUACUUGGUUUGGAACACUUGACAGAAUUGCAUCUUGGUGUCAAUCAACUCAAUGAGAUAUUACAAUUGCAAGGUUUAGAAAAUUUGAGGGUGUUGGAUCUAAGUUACAAUAGAUUGAAUAUGCUCCCUGAACUUCGAGGUUUGAAAAGGUUGAGAGUUUUGGAUCUAAAUGGUAACCAUUUGGAUGGAACAAUACAAGGAUUGGAUGGAUUUUCAAGUUUGAAUAAAUUGGAGAUUUUAAAUCUUCAAAAUAAUAAUUUCAACAAUAGUAUCUUUUCAUCGUUGAAAGGACUUGUAUCAUUAAAGAUUUUGAGUCUCGAUGGUGACAAUGAUCUAUGUGGUAUUAUUCCUACCGAAGAUAUUGCAAAAUUAAGGAGCUUGGAAAUUUUGGAUCUUUCUAACCAUAAUUAUUAUGAUGGAGCCAUACCUUUGCAAGAUUUGAAGAACUUGAAAGUAUUGAAUCUAUCACACAAUCAAUUCAAUGGUUCACUACCAAUACAAGGAUUUUGUGAAGCAAACAACCUAAUUGAGUUGAAACUAAGAAAUAAUCAAAUCAAAGGUGAAUUAUCAGAAUGUAUUGGAAACUUCACUAAACUUAAAGUUGUUGAUAUCUCAUAUAAUGAAUUUAGCGGAAAAAUUCCGACCACAGUCUCCAAACUCACAUCAUUGGAGUACUUAUCCCUUGAAGAAAAUGACUUUGAAGGCACUUUCUUAUUCUCCUCCUUAGCUAACCACUCUAACCUCAGACAUUUUCACCUAUUAGGUGGAAACAAUAUUCAAGUGGAAACUGAAGAAUUACAUGAAUGGCAACCUAAAUUUCAAUUGGAAACCCUCUCAAUGCCUGGUUGUAACCUCAAUGAACAAACUGCAUCAAAAUUCCCCACUUUCUUACUCUCACAGCAUAAGUUGAAAUAUCUUGACCUUUCUCAUAACCACUUGAUUGGACCUUUUCCUUUCUGGUUGCUACAUAAUAAUUCUGCGUUGAACUCUUUGGAUUUGAGGAACAACUCACUUUCAGGACCUCUUCAACUCUCCAAACGAAACCACACCAGUUUGAGGCAUUUGCAAAUCUCAAGUAAUAAUUUUAGUGGUCAAUUGCCUACCCACUUAGGUCUCCUUCUACCGCAAGUUGACCACUUCGAUAUAUCAAAAAAUAGUUUUGAAGGAAAUCUUCCUCCAUCUAUGGAACAAAUGAAGAUGCUAUGUUGGUUGGAUGCAUCAAACAACAAAUUUUCUGGAGAUAUACAAAUAUCUAUGUUCGACAACACAUCUUCACUACAAUUUUUGCUUCUAGCAAACAAUUUCUUUAGUGGAAACAUUGAGGAUGCAUGGAAAAAUAAAAGAAAUUUGACUGCAUUGGACAUAUCCAACAACAUGAUAUCUGGCAAAAUUCCUACUUGGAUUGGUAGUUUAGAUGGUCUUCAAUAUGUCCAAAUGUCAAGAAACCGUUUUGCAGGUGAACUUCCAAUACAAAUUUGUUCCCUUUUUGGACUUACGAUGUUGGAUGUCGCUCAAAAUCAACUAGUUGGUGAAAUACCAUUUAACUGCUUCAACUCUUCAUCAUUGGUUUACUUAUACAUGAGAAAGAAUGGGUUCUCAAGAGCUAUACCACAGGGAUUAUUAUCUAGUACUGCCUCAAUUUUGAAAGUUAUUGAUCUAAGCUACAACAACUUUUCAGGAUAUAUUCCUAAAUGGUUCAACAUAUUUACAAGCUUGCGGGUUCUUUUGUUGAAAGGGAAUGAAUUGGAAGGUCCAAUUCCAACACAAUUAUGUCAAAUUACAAAAAUAAGUAUUAUGGAUCUUUCCAACAAUAAACUCAGUGGAACGAUACCAUCAUGCUUCAAUAAUAUAACAUUUGGAGACAUAAAAGUAAAUCAAACAAACAUUCCAAAUUUUAGUGAUCUUGAAGUCACUACUGAUACCUCGAAUGUUGAUACUGAUAAUGGAUGUGGCAAUGUAAACAUCUAUAGUAGGAUAUGUUAUAUGUUUAAUACAUAUUCAUCAACAGUACAAGUGGAAGUGGACUUUACUACAAAACAUAGGUACGAGAGUUACAAAGGAAAUAUUCUAAACUAUAUGUCUGGACUUGAUUUAUCAAGUAACCAACUAACAGGUGAGAUUCCUCAACAAAUUGGAGACUUGGUACAAAUUCAUGCCUUGAAUUUCUCUUACAAUAGGUUGGUAGGAAACAUACCAAAAGUAUUCUCCAAUCUUAAACAACUAGAGAGUUUAGAUCUUUCUAAUAACUUAUUGAGUGGGCAUAUUCCUUCCGAACUUGCUACACUCGAUUGUCUUUCUAUCUUCAAUGUGUCAUACAACAAUUUGUCAGGUAUGAUCCCAACAGCACCACACUUUACAUAUCCUGAGAGCAGUUUCUAUGGCAAUCCUAAUCUAUGCGGAUCAUACAUUGAACACAAAUGUUCAAGCCAUGCUUUACCAACAGACAACCAAUAUACAAAUUUGGAAGAAGAAGCAGAUGGAACAUUCUUUGAUUUAGAAGCAUUCUUCUGGAGCUUUGGAACUUCCUACAUCACACUGCUCUUGGGAUUUGUAGUGGUUCUAUGCAUAAACCCACAAUGGCGUCAAAGAUGCUCCAGCAAUGGCAAUAAUGGAGUUUUUCAAGAGUAUAAUUUUGUUGGAGCAUUACAAUGGUCAGAUUUCAUAAAGAUUAUCUUCCAAGAGUUUUCACAGAUAUAUUGUAAUGGCUAUUUUAAGUAUAUUGAUCUUGCUCAUAACCAGUUGACUGGAGCAUUCCCUUUUUGGUUAUUACGGAAUAACUCUGCAUUGGAGCACUUGGAUUUGAGUGAUAAGUUACUUACUGGGCCUCUUCAUCUCUCCACUUCCAUCAACAAUUUGGAAGUUAUGGAAAUUUCAAAUAAUCUUUUUAGUGGUCAAUUGCCAACCAACUUGGGUUUUCUUCCACCAAAUGUUCUGCACUUACAACCUAUCAAGAAAUAA
Messenger RNA from Cucumis melo (muskmelon), 3456 nucleotides. RefSeq names its product receptor-like protein 15. The transcript is spliced from 11 exons. Bases 1 to 3456 code for a protein of 1151 amino acids. Lineage: Eukaryota; Viridiplantae; Streptophyta; Magnoliopsida; Cucurbitales; Cucurbitaceae. The record is from RefSeq and is a predicted model, not a curated record. Gene Ontology annotation, molecular function: protein binding.